AUGGCUUCGCUCAAGCAGGAGCACCACUACGGGCUCUCCUGUGGAAAAAACAACAAAAACAGCCCCAACAGGACGCUGUACCAUGUCAAGCUCACGGACACGGCUAUCAGAGCGCUGGAGGCUUACCAAAACCUUAAGGGUUCUUUACCAAGUGAACCAGCAAUUUGUUUUAAAGGAAACCAAGGGUACGUCAAGAUCCCAGCUCCCACACCAGAGUCACCUUCUGCUCUCCGCGUCUUCUCCUUCUACUUAUCCAGUGACAGCAAAGACCAACCUCAAGCCAGCUUUGACUGCAUCCAUCAAUAUGUUUCAAGUGACGGCCGCGAGCAGCUGGAAGGUCAAGGCAUCAUCCAGGACAAGAUAACAGUGUGUGCCACAGACGACUCCUACCAGAUGACCCGUGAGAGGAUGUCCCAGGUGGAGAAAGACAGCUGGAGUCGCUCUGCCAUCGAGAUCAAACCUGGAGCCACACAUCCAAGUAAAUGUGUGAAGUUCCACAAGAAACCAGCCCCUCUUUCUGCAUCAGACAGCAGCUUCUCUAAGCAGUCUACCAAUAACCGAAGGAACGGCAGUAUGGCCGCCCCGACCCAGAAGCCCUUGAGGGAGCGCAUCAUCCACCUCCUCGCUCUCAAACCCUACAGGAAACCAGAGCUGCUGCUGUGGCUGGAAAGAGAACGAGCCGGCCCCAAGGACAAGGCUGAGCUGGGUGCCAUCCUGGAGGAGGUAGCAAAAGUGAAUCCUAAAGACAGCAGCUACCUGCUGAGGGAUGACUUCUACAAACACGUGCAGAGGGACUGGCCCACCUACAGUGAGGAGGAGAGGCAGUCGAUCAGCAGGCUGCUGGCCAGAAAGUUGCAGCCACACAUUAACCACCAAUCAAGAAAUCUUCAGACCUUGAAGACCUCAGAGGAUACAACAUUACAUCACAGCACAGCAAAAAAUCCUGCAGUGAAACGUCCCGUGCCUUUUGACUCGUUGGAAAGGCUCGCUGUUAAGAGACAGAAACUUGCGGACCAGAGGUUGCAGCAGCAGCCCACAGUAAACGGACUCUUAAAUAAUAAAGUUCAUGACAGUGCAGCUCCUACCCUCAACCUCAAUUUCCACACAAAGACUGAGUUUCAACGGACAAGUAACCAUAGUGGUAACCAAAAUGGCUUACCAGGGGGCCACAGUGGCUUUCCUCUAAUGCACAAACUGUCUAGCACCUCUGACACACCUGUCUCAGAGAGCAGAGAGCAAGAACCCAAAGUAAGCAGCUGCCAGCCACCACAGGUUGACUCUGACUGCACUCACCAGCAGCUCACCAACAGCCAGCACAAGAAGAAGAAAUCUAAAAAGCACAAAGACAAGGAGCGGGAGUGGUUAAAAGACAGCAAGGGCAGUGAAUGGUUGGAAACCAGCCCUGAUCUCAAGCAGAACAUGGACAAACUUGAUAAUCCUGACAUCACAAAUGCUGUGGCCUCUGAGGAAAAGCCGGAUUAUGUGCUCACAUACAGCACCAUUAUGAGUUUGGAGCAGCGGAAGACAUACCAGGAGGAUUUCUGUGCAGAGUAUGAUGAAUACAAGGACCUCCACUCCCGGAUCGCCACUAUUACUCACAUGUUUGUUCAGCUAGGAUCCAAGAUCAAAAGCUUGUCCCCUGGCACACAAGAAUAUAAGAUAAUGGAAGACCAAAUUUUAGAAAAGUACAACAAGUAUCGAAAGAAGUUCCCAGGUUACCGGGAAGAGAAGAAACGCUGCGAAUAUCUCCAUGAGAAACUGUCCUAUAUCAAACAGCUCAUCAUAGACUACGACAUCUCUCAGGCUUCCUCAUAGCAUCGGCUCUCCUCUUUGUCAAUUUUGAUCCCUUCUUUGCAUAAACAACGUAGGUGUCAAACUGUCAAACAAAGCGUUUUUACAUGAGAGUGAUGAAACUGCAGUGAUUGGCGGCCUGUGCUGGGACCACGGAUGAUGCUGUGAGCAUUAAUCGGUAGCAUCUGUCACUCUUAAGUCUAUUUGUUUUGAAGGUUUCAUUUCUUAAGAGAUGUUUUGUUGAUGUGAAACGUUCAAGGGCGAGGCAAAAAAUGUGAUCUUAGAAAGCAUCUGUGUACAUCAAAUUGCCAUGACGGACAAUUUCCAAAAAAGUUUUAGCCAGCCUUGUUGAAACCAGUGUCAGUUUAAGCCAUUUUGAUGGAAGGUUGCUAUUAUGAAUUUAACUUAUUCACUUUAUUGAUGACACUUGUUCAAUCACACAUUGCUCUAGGCAGGUUUCCCCUUUCCCUUUUCAUGAAUUUAACGACUUCAAUAUGCAGCGUACACUUCAAUUCCACAUCAAAGUUGCUUCAUGAUACAUGAUUGAAGUAGCUCAGGGAAAUAAAAAUUAAAUGUUUGAAGUCAUUUUAUCUCAGAUUCAUCCUUCAGCUCUUAUUAUGUAAAUGUUGUGAGAUAAUUCCACUUGUUCCCAGUGCAGUUUCCUUCAAUGUUUCAUUUGUCUUGAAGUGAGACUCGUUCAAAGCAGCUGCUGCAUUAGCAUCAGCUUGAAGUUUUUGGGGUUUUUUUUUUAUUGGAAACAAGUGAAAUAAUCUCACCCCUUGGCGGAAAAUAAUAUUUUUAGGAUUAUAUAUAAAGUGACGUAUUAAAAUGAACAUGUGAUUUUGCAAUACUGCCAGUGAGGGGGUCUUGAUGUUCACCUGGAUUCAUCUGAUUGGCUUGUUUCCUAGGUGGUGCUUUUAAAUACUGCUUACAUUUUGAACGGAGCUGAUUCCAAUUAGUAAAUACUAUAAAAUAUUAAGAGGAUUUGACAUGGUAAAAUAAUAAUGUUUUACCCUUAAAAUGAUAAUUUGUAUAUUAAUUACUCACCCGAUGUUACCUUGAAGUCUCCACACUGAUGAAUCAUCCAAAAACUGAGUGAAACAGUGAUAUUUUAAAGUUUAAAGGAGGCUUGCAUAGAAAUGGUCAUUUUAAGGGUAAAAUAUUCCGUUGAGGAGGUUUAUCCCCCAAAUGCACUUGUGGUAAAGUAUUUAUUCACCUCCCCUUUCUUUUGAAUGACUGGUAAAGGGACCAAAACGCUUGGCCUUGAUGGCUGUUGCAAUAAUUUGUUGAGGAAGAACGAUUUUCCUCCCCAAAGCCAUUACUGACAUUGUUAAUCAGGAACAAAGUCUAAUUUAAAGUAUUCUAACCGACUGGAAAGAAAUGUCUUUCUCUCUUUUUUUCUUCCUUAGAACUACUGAUGUAUUUAUUUUAAGCCACCUUCCUCCAUUCUGCGUUGUUUGUCUUCGUUUUAUUUGAGGAGUCAGGUCUUGUUAGAUCAAAGUGUUUGUUUGAAGCAGCUCGGAGAGGUUGUGAGCAGAUGAAAGAUACCUUAAUCCAUGUCUGUCUGACCUGACACAGUUGUGGUAACUGAAUGGGUUACAGCUUCCCCCGAAGUCCUCUAAAUUAGAGAUGGGAAUUGAAGAUCUUAUUGAUACCAAUGCCAUUAUUGAUUAUGCUUAUCGCUCUGAUCCUUUAUCGAUUCCUUUUUUGAUUCCUGAUCAAAUUGGUGUGGGGAAAAAAAUAGUCCUACACAGGUUUUCAGCAUUAUUGCUGGUCAAUCUGUGUAGAAACAGAAGAGUACAGGCAUUCAUGUGAAAAAAAUCACUAAUAAUAUAACAAGAUAUUUAUCCUCUGUGACAGACUGCUUGGUUGUGAAGCAUUAUUGCGUAAAUUGCAUUCUGGAAUUCUAGCCAAUGCUGAUCCAAAAGAUGUUUUCACAUUUUCUAGUUUUUUCCACCCUUAUUGUAAAUGAACAUUUUACAGAUAACUUUUAAUGUGCAACUGUCCGAAAAGCACGGCAGCAUUGUUAAAAAGAGUUGAUAAGCUUAAUGGGCAUUUGAUUCUGAUGAUCAGACAAUUUGGAACUGGUUCUCAACUGGAAUGGGUUCUCGAUUCCUAUCCCUGAUCUAUAUAUUAAUUCUGAAAUGGAGAUUAGCAGCCACUUCACCGAUAACUCUUCAGCUGUGUCUAAUAUUGUUUCACUUAUUUGUGGUAAAGAAAAAGUAUUUAAUUCAUGUGUUGCAUUCUUGGGUUAUUUAAUUAUUCAGACUGCACCACACAAAAUAGUGGACAACACUAUAUUGUGAACUUUGUAGUUUAAGGUGAUUUAUUUCAGCCCUAAAUAUUUGGUUUUCAGGAAAAUGUGGAGCCAUAUUUAAAAAAAGGUGUGGAUUUGCUACUUCAUUACAAGUUGUGGUACUAUUUAAACACUAGCCUGGAGGGUGAUGUCCUCAGUCAGUGCCCAUUCCAUUUUGUUUGCACUAAACUAAAAAAAGAUCACAGCAGGCUAGUAACAUUUCUAAUCAGAUUGUUGUUCUUCAUGGUUCAAGUUUUUGUACUGAAUGUUCUCAUACUGUCAAUGACGUAGAAGCCUUAAGAUGACACUUUUAUAGG
Centropristis striata (black sea bass) is the source of this 4404-nucleotide messenger RNA. RefSeq names its product RNA polymerase II elongation factor ELL2-like. The coding region runs from base 1 to 1815 and encodes 604 amino acids. The record is from RefSeq and is a predicted model, not a curated record. Gene Ontology annotation, cellular component: transcription elongation factor complex. Gene Ontology annotation, molecular function: cis-regulatory region sequence-specific DNA binding. Lineage: Eukaryota; Metazoa; Chordata; Actinopteri; Perciformes; Serranidae. Gene Ontology annotation, biological process: transcription elongation by RNA polymerase II; snRNA transcription by RNA polymerase II; positive regulation of transcription elongation by RNA polymerase II. The transcript has 12 exons.